This is a messenger RNA of Penicillium angulare, 1497 nucleotides long. RefSeq names its product aminopeptidase P family protein. Gene Ontology annotation, cellular component: mitochondrion. Lineage: Eukaryota; Fungi; Ascomycota; Eurotiomycetes; Eurotiales; Aspergillaceae. The record is from RefSeq and is a predicted model, not a curated record. The transcript is spliced from 7 exons. Gene Ontology annotation, molecular function: metalloaminopeptidase activity; manganese ion binding. The coding region runs from base 1 to 1497 and encodes 498 amino acids.
AUGGCCACUUGCAGGUCACUUGUUCGGCAAUGCGCUCUUCAGCUGCGCCGCUCAUCUCGUUUGGCUCACUCCUCCUAUCCGACUCUUAGCCGCACCCAAGUUCCUCUCCGUAGGACAUACGCCACCUCCGUCGGCGCCGCAGACCUGAAAUUUGGACAGGCGUUACAUGAAACACAUCCUCACCUCUUGAGCCCCGGAGAGCUCACCCCAGGAAUUACCGCCAUCGAAUAUGCCCAGCGUCGAUCGCGACUCGCCAACAAGCUGCCAGAGGGAGGAGUAGCGAUUCUUGCAGCGUCAGAAGUGAAAUAUCGCGCACCAGGGAUCUUUCAUGAGUACCGACAGGAGUCAAAUUUCUUCUACCUGACUGGCUUCAACGAACCAAACGCACUAGCUGUGAUUGUCAACGACGGAUCGGGCGAUAACCAUACAUUUCAUUUAUACGUUCGCGAGAAGGACCCAAGGGCAGAGUUAUGGGAUGGGGCACGAUCCGGCACUCAGGCCGCUGCGGAUGUCUUCAACGCGGAUGAAACGGGUAAUAUUGAGGACAUUGGAAACAUUUUACCGAAGAUCGUGGCUCGGGCUACAGAGGUUUAUUCGGACAUCCCUACUUUCGAUGGAUCGAGAUCAUCGUUGCACCGAUAUCUAUACGGACCAACAGUUGCGUCGGAGAAACUGAAGAAAUUCGUAGACCACCGCAAGGUCAAGCCCUUAAAGAACAUAAUGAAUGAGAUGAGGGUAUUCAAGACUGAGAAUGAAGUAGUGCACUUGCGUCGGUUGGGACAGGCUUCUGGGAGAUCAUUUACAGAAUCUAUGCGACAAACGUUCUCUAUGGAGAGAGACCUGAAUUCAUUCUUGGAGUAUCAGUUCAAGGUCAAUGGCGCUGAUGGCAGCGCUUUUGUUCCAGUUGUUGCAGGUGGCCAGAAUGCUCUGAGUAUCCACUACACCCGGAAUGACGAUGUGUUGAAAGAUGGAGAUCUCGUCCUUGUUGACGGCGGUGGUGAGCUUGGAGGUUAUAUCUCUGAUAUCACAAGAACUUGGCCUGUAAAUGGCAAGUUCACAGAUCCUCAGCGGGACCUGUACAAUGCUGUAUUGAAUGUGCAUCGCAGCUGUCUGGCCCUUUGUCGCGAAAGCGCCAAUUUGUCCUUGGAUAAGUUGCAUGGCAUUGCCGAGAAUGGAUUGAAGGACCAACUCAAACAACUUGGAUUCGAUGUUUCUGGAAGCGCCAUGAACGUACUGUUCCCACACCAUCUGGGCCACUACAUCGGCCUGGAUGUCCAUGAUUGUCCUGGAUACUCAAGAGGAUACAAUCUCAAGGCGGGACAAUGCAUUACAAUUGAGCCUGGUAUUUAUGUUCCUGAUGAUGAGAGGUGGCCUGCUCACUUCCGCGGCAUUGGUAUUCGCAUCGAAGACAGUGUCUGUGUUGGAGAUGAGCACCCGAUCGUUUUGACUCCUGAAGCUGUGAAAGAGGUUGAUGAUAUCGAGGCACUUCGCAGUUAG